GCAAUUCCACCCGAUCAGAAUCAUACCAACACAUCCUAAUGGAAUGAGUGGUCACAGAUACGUGACCAUGUCCCAUUGUGUUGAUGUUCCACAAUUUCAGCAGCCACAAGAAAACGAGCUCGUCACCGCCAGCUUCGGCUCCGGCUCGCCUUAACAAAUCGUGCUCUGAAUGCACGAGGCGGAAGGUGAAAUGCGAUGGUGGUCAUCCUUGCAGCUCCUGUACGUACUACAAGGUCUCCCACCUGUGUAGCUAUCGUCAACGUAACAAGAGGAAUGCCGUAAGCAGAAGCACUCUCGAGGAGGUUUCGGAACAACUGAAAUCGCGGACUGAUAUCCUCGAGCAACUCUUUCCUGACAUAGCCAUAGAUGAACUCAUUGGGAAGAGUCGCGGUGAAUUAUUAGAUAUUCUCCGUAUUGCUUCUGUAUCCAGGGCAGCGGAAGAUGAGCUAGGCGACCGCUCUGCCGAAGAUCCCGAAGUCGCGGAUGAUUCAGCCCAGAUAUCUGAGAAUGGUGAGCCUACCGCCGAUCGACAAUGGGACGAAUCGAGCCACCAGCCUCCUGUGCUACAGGCUGGUGACGAUAUCAACGCUAUCAAUCUCGCAACAGAUCAUCAUCGUCGCUCUUACUUAGGAGUCACUUCAAUCAGCGCCAUCCUUAGGACAAUUUUCCGACUAUGUCCUCCUGCGAAGCAUCGUGUCGCUGAGCAAGCUAAAAGGUGGUCCGAGGAUCCUAUUCACUCUCAAUCUGCACCAUUCUUGGGUGGUGACCUAGGGGCCCAACUUCUUAAAGAGCAACGUUGUAUCGAUUUCUACUUUGAACAUGUUCACCCGAUUGUUCCCAUGCUAGAUGAAGAAGACUUCCGUUCUUCUUACUCCCUAGGGCAUCGAAGAGAACCUGGUUGGCUUGGUCUACUCAACAUGGUGAUAACGAUUGGCUCCAUAGCUUCUGGGAGCGAUACACUACAUGAACAAUACUAUGAACAGGCUCGAACUUUUGUCGAUCUCGAUAGCUUUGGUGCGGGAAAUUUAGAGAGCUUGCAGGCCCUCUGCCUACUCGGCGGAUUGUAUUUACAUUAUCGAAAUGCCCCAAACAUGGCAUAUUCUAUUCUAGGGGCUGCGCAUCGAGUUGCUAUUGCUCUAGGACUUCAUCGAGAAUCCAGACGCCGUGGUACCAAUACUGUUGAAAGCCAAGGAGAUUUAACGCCAAGCAAAGUGAAUCGACUCGAAACUAGGCGAAGAACAUGGUGGAGUCUAUUUUGCCUUGACACAUGGGCUAGUUCGACUCUCGGUCGUCCAACGUGCGGACGAUGGGAGGCUACGACAAUGGAUACCCUCCUACCUAGUUUCAUUAACGAGGAUGAUCACAUGGCAAUGUCAUUAUGUGCUAGUACCCGUUUCUGCCUCAUUUGCAAUCGCAUCCAAAGCCGAUUCGCGCAAUUCAAUCGGUUAACAAUUGCUGAAGCCGUUGCUUUUGACCAAGAAUUGCAAUCGUGGUGGGCAUCUCUUCCUGCGUUGCUUCGAUCACCCACGAACUCACCAUCCCGUCUAACUAUCGCACGCGAGUUCAUGCGAAACCGCUAUUUGAACAUACGCCUAAUCCUCAUGCGGUCACUCAUAUUAUAUCUUGCUCAUAGUCGCAUUCAGAAGUCCCAACUUGGCGCAGAAGAACUCCAGAUCAUUGACAGUUGUCGGACAGUUGCGAGCGAAGCCAUAGAUUCUAUCGCUCUCUAUUGGACGCCGAAUCGAGUUCACGUCUGGAAUUCUGCAUGGUACCUUUUCCAGGCUUGCAUGGUUCCCUUAUUGUCUAUCGUAAUCGAAAGUUCGCGGUGCGAUCCCACUGCUGACUCCUUGACUUCAGCUCGCGCAAGUCUUGUCAAGGCCAUGGAGACUUUCUCUGAGAUGAAACCGUGGAUGCGCGCUUCUGAUAGAGGACCGGAUAUCGUGGCCGCUAUAUAUGAAGCAAUCACUGGCGAAGCUGAAGGUAUUGGGCGAACCCCAUCCCAAGACGGGGACUCAAAUUUCUUUGGCUGGUAUGAUGAACAACUCACAUUUGGCACUGAAUUGGAUUGGGGCUCGUUCUUGAUGGACGAUGAUCUUCAUGGGACCUUAUUCACAACCCAAAGCCAAUAAAUAUAACUUCUUGGAUACAACAAAUCAAUUACCCUUUUUCGAAUUCCAAUGUCUUCAAUCUCUUUUCUAUCAAUCAAUCCUUCCUUUCCUUCAACACAUCCAAUCAAUCUUUUAUCCUAACCCUUUAAAAUGGCGCUAUCACAAUUUAGGCCUAAGUUGUCUAUCGAUGUCCUCUA
Molecule: messenger RNA, 2305 nt
Organism: Annulohypoxylon maeteangense
Lineage: Eukaryota; Fungi; Ascomycota; Sordariomycetes; Xylariales; Hypoxylaceae
Product: fungal-specific transcription factor domain-containing protein
Exons: 4
Coding region: 84-2129 (681 amino acids)
Biological process (GO): positive regulation of transcription from RNA polymerase II promoter by galactose; DNA-templated transcription
Cellular component (GO): nucleus
Molecular function (GO): DNA-binding transcription factor activity, RNA polymerase II-specific; zinc ion binding; RNA polymerase II cis-regulatory region sequence-specific DNA binding
Source: RefSeq, a predicted model, not a curated record